Osmia bicornis bicornis is the source of this 6055-nucleotide messenger RNA. RefSeq lists its product as uncharacterized. The record is from RefSeq and is a predicted model, not a curated record. The coding region runs from base 139 to 5826 and encodes 1895 amino acids. The transcript has 15 exons. NCBI's taxonomy places the organism in Eukaryota, Metazoa, Arthropoda, Insecta, Hymenoptera, Megachilidae.
GGACAUGAUUGCGUUGACGAGGGGCAAGGAGAAAUAAACGUCUGUACGAUGUAACAGCUUCGUGAGACGAUUUAGUUGCGUUUCUAUCAUCUGUUAAUUGAAACAUCACGCGUGACGAGAAGAAAAAAGAACUUUACGAUGAAGUUUCUCAUCAUAUUUCUCGUAUUGUCCGGCGCGCGGAUAAUCAGUUCGUGGACCUACUUUUCAAAUUGCAACAAAUUGGUCAGCUACAAGGCGUCUCGUUACGUGCCAUACAGCGAGACAUAUCGGGUCAGCAAAUGGGGUAUCUUUUACGAAACGAAAGUACGAUGGAAUUACAGGGUAGAGUAUUACACCGCGUAUCGUACAGAGAAAGCUUGUUGCACAAAUUUUAAACUGACAGAAGAGGGUGAGUGUGAACCUAUUUGCGAUCCUGAAUGCGUGAACGCUAAAUGCACCGAGCCCGGCACGUGCUUAUGUUACGUGGAUUACACCAAGUCCGAGACACAAGAUCACGUUUGUGAACCGAUCUGUCCAAACUGCGUUCACGGAACGUGCAAAACACCGUAUGUUUGCACUUGUGACAAAGGAUACCGGAUGAACAAGGACGAGACUAUUUGCGAACCAAUUUGCGACAUGGACUGCACAAAAGGACACGCGUAUUGCUCGCGUCCAAACGUAUGCACCUGUGACGAUGGCUACACUCCUAUAUCCAAGUAUAUAGUCUCAGAGGAUAAAAUAUGCAAACCCGUCUGCGACGUCGAUUGCGUGAACAGCGAUUGCGUCGAACCGAAUGUUUGCGCUUGUCACGAUGGCUACGAAAUGGAUCCUGACAAUAAGUUCACCUGCAAACCUAUAUGCCCGAGUACUUGUGUAUGGGGUACUUGCGAAACACCAUUUACAUGCACCUGCAAUCCAGGUUACCGAGCUGACAAUGUUCUUGGGGUCGUACUGUGCAAACCGAUCUGCAGUGAGCCAUGUGUGGAGGGUAAAUGCAUAGCACCCGAGACUUGUGCUUGUUACGAGGGUUACGGUCUACUAGAAGAUUCGAAAUAUGUUUGCAAACCGAUUUGUGAGAAAGCUUGCGUGAAUGGAACAUGCACAGCUCCUGGAGUUUGUUCUUGCAACGAGGGUUUCCGAUUGAGCGGAGACGAGACGAUGAAACACGUCUGCGAACCUUACUGCCAGGUCCCCUGUGAACCGUACGGACAAUGCACAGCGCCUGAUACUUGCACCUGCUUCGAGGGGUACCAACUUGGUUACAAAAAUCAAGAUUCCGAAGGUUUCAAAUACUUUGCUAUGAACUCAACCUGCGUGCCGAUCUGCGAGCAAACCUGCGUCCACGGCUAUUGCAGCGAACCAGGGGUCUGCACUUGCCAGCCAGGAUAUAAAAAAUCUGCAUACGAUCUAAACAUUUGCGAACCCAUCUGCGAGAAGGAAUGCGUGAACGGUUACUGCAGCGGUCCAAACACAUGCAUUUGCGAUCCAGGCUAUCAAUCACUAUCCAGAGACUUAAAUCAUCAGUGUGUACCCGUUUGUGACAUGCCUUGUAAGAACGGUUUCUGUUUUGCGCCCAACUCUUGUAGCUGCAACAGUGGCUACGAAUUGAACCCGAACGAUCAAUUCGUUUGCGAACCAGUAUGCCACAAUGGGUGCCCAUUUGGAACUUGUACUGCACCAAACAUUUGCACUUGCAACAAAGGAUAUUCAUUAGAAAACACGGGAGUCUGUGAACCCGUCUGCGAGGAACCCUGCGUGAACGGUUAUUGCAUUGCUCCGGAUUUGUGCAGUUGCAAUUCAGGCUACCAACUAUCGAAGAAUCAUACAAACGUUUGUGAACCGAUCUGCGAACAAAGUUGCAUCAAUGCAUACUGCAGCGAACCAAACAAAUGUAAAUGCCAAUUAGGGUAUCAAUCGUUGAAGAAUGAUUCCAACGUUUGUGAACCGAUCUGCGAGCAAAGGUGCAUAAAUGCAUUCUGCAAUGCACCGAACAAAUGCGAAUGCAAUGAAGGCUAUCAAUCGUCGAAAGAUGAUUCUAACGUUUGUGAACCGAUCUGCGAGCAAAAGUGCAUAAAUGCAUUCUGCAAUGCGCCGAACAAAUGCGAGUGCAACGAAGGCUAUCAAUCGUCGCAGGGUAAUUCGAACGUUUGUGACCCAAUCUGCGAACAAAAUUGCAUCAAUGCAUACUGCAGCGAACCGAAUAAAUGCGAGUGCAAUCAAGGCUAUCAAUCGUCGAUGAAUGAUUCCAACAUUUGUGAACCGAUCUGCGAGCAAAAGUGCAUAAACGCAUUCUGCGAUGCACCGAACCAGUGCAGCUGCAACGAUGGCUAUCAACCGUCGAAGAAUGAUUCUCACGUUUGUGAACCGAUCUGCGAGCAAAAGUGCAUAAAUGCAUUCUGCAAUGCACCGAACCAGUGCAGCUGCAACGAUGGCUACGUAUACGCAUUUUCCGAAGAGUCGUAUUAUGAACCUUGUACUGAUCCAAAUCGUAACAACUGCACGGAAAAUGCAUACACCUGUGUGCCCAUCUGCGACAUCAAUUGUGGAAACGGUAACUGCACCUCUCCAAACGUGUGCACUUGUCACGAGGGUUACGAAAACGACGAGAGAGGAAGUUGCAUACCUUUCUGCAGCUCGUGCAAAAAUGGAAGCUGCGUUGCGCCUGAGUACUGCGAAUGCAACGAAGGCUACGUCCACAAAAUGGAAAAUCGAAGCGUCUGCGAACCUUUCUGCGAAGAAUGCGAGAACGGUGAAUGCGUUGCACCAGGUGACUGCAAAUGCAACGUUGGUUUUAUCAAAGAGAUGGAUAACACGGUUGAAAAUGGCGGCAAGCUGGGCUGCAUCAGCAUUUGCGAAAGUAAUUGCACCGGUCAUGGGACUUGCAACCUGGAGAACAGAACCUGCGAUUGUUAUUUCGGUUGGAAUGGGUUGGACUGCGAGGAACCAUCGUUCUGUAUCCUAGAAAUGGAUAAUGAUACAGAGUACCUAAAUAUGACCGUCGUGGAUCAUGUGAACAAAACGAUAGAUUACGUGUUCGCGAGCAGCCCAUUAUGCACCUACAGUUGUUUCAAAGAAAUCAGUAACGAAAGUUUAUGCUUUGGAAAAUAUAGGAGCGAUAACGCCGAAAAUGACACGAUUGCGUGUCUAAUCAGCACAGAUUUAGGCUGCCAUGCGGUACAUGCAGAACGUGUAAGUAAAUUGAAUUAUGUUACCGUAAUUGGAAUAGUUGGAGUAGCAACGAUCUCGACGGCCAGCGUCGCGACGAUUUACUUGCUAAUUCGAAAACACCGGAAACGAAGAUUUUCACUGGAUUACACGCAGAAAACAUGUGCAAUUUACAAAUAUUCUAACAAAACAUGUGUUGAAGAGCUACAAAUUCUCAUAUCUGGCAUCCUGUCUUGCUCGGAUAACGCGAAGCACAUAAUUGGAGGGAGACAGAUAUUUAUACAAAAUGAUGUGCCCAACUAUCGUCAGUUUGCCACCGUUUGUGCGCGAAGACAAGAAGAAACAAUCAUGCAAUUCGUUGUCGGUUGUAUCAUCCUUCUAAACGUGGUCCUUCUGAACGGGUCCUUUCUAUCGAACAGAAAAUACGAUCCGACAAAGUGCGACAUAUCUGUCAGUGAAAAGGUACCCGUACGAGUACCCUAUGUGGAAACCUACAAGGCUCGACUUUGGGGACUUUUCUAUAAGAUUAAGAUGCGUCUCAACUAUAGGACCGAAUAUAAAGUCAUUUGGAAAACGGAGACAAGAUGCUGCAACGGUUACGAAGAAUCGAACUACGUUUCCUGUGUACCGCAUUGCUCAUCGGGCUGCGAACACGGUGUUUGCGUAAAACCUGAGACGUGCAAAUGCGACGAAGGAUAUCAAUUGUCCCAUUUCGAGUCACAGUGCGAGCCGGAUUGUCACAGAAAUUGUGUGAAAAGUAGGCACGCUUAUUGCGAGGCGCCAAACGUCUGCAUUUGCGAAUCAGGCUACGAGAUAGCCGAUUCAAGGGAGGAAACCUUUAAUUGCACACCGAUCUGCAGAAAACCGUGCCAGAAUGGCAAAUGCACGGCACCGGACGUAUGCACCUGCAACGACGGCUAUCGAUUGAUCUAUGACGAUUCGCACUGCGAGCCGAUCUGUCACGAGAAUUGCAAUAAAAGUAAUCACGCUUAUUGCAAAUCGCCACACGUCUGUGUUUGCGAAUCAGGCUACCAGCUAGCCGAUCCGAAGAACUCGACCUCCGCUUGUAUACCGAUCUGCAAGGAACCAUGCGAGAACGGUAAAUGCACCGCGCCGAACGUUUGCAUCUGCAACAACGGCUACGUGAACAACGGCGACGGAUGUGUACCGAAAUGCACACAGAACUGUCUGUUUGGCACUUGCACGGCACCAAACACCUGCACCUGUAACCCGGGCUAUCGAGCGAACGAGAAGAACGUCUGCGAACCGAUCUGCAGUGAACCUUGCGUGAAGGGUAAAUGCAUCGCGCCUGAAAGCUGCAGCUGCGACGAUGGCUACGGACUGUUGAACUCCUCGAAAUAUAACUGCCAACCGAUCUGCGAGAAAGCUUGCGUGAACGGCGUGUGUACAACUCCAGAAGUCUGCACCUGCAACGAUGGCUACUGGUUCAACGGGCCGGAGGAAGAGAAACACGUGUGCAAGCCCUUCUGCAGGAAUCUCUGCGAACCUUACGGAACCUGUAUCGCGCCGGACACUUGCAGUUGCUUCGAUGGAUACCGAGCGAUCGAGCCAAUCGAGAACGACAUACCUGACAACACCACGAGAGAACAAGUGCCAGCCUGCGAGCCGAUCUGCAUUCAGAAAUGCAUCAACGGGAAAUGCAUCGAGCCAAACGUUUGCCAGUGCAACCCCGGUUAUCGUCCGACGACGAAUAACGAUUCCAGCACCUGUGAACCCGUCUGUCAGACACCCUGCGGAUCGAACAGUACCUGCACCGAGCCUAACGUUUGCACCUGUUAUCCAGGAUACGGGCCAACGAUGAACGAUGUCGGAAAUAAUUGCGAACCGAUUUGCGAGACCAGUUGCGCUUCGAACAGCAGCUGCACUUCUCCUAAUGUUUGCACUUGCAACGAAGGCUAUCUGCAAGACGAGAAAGGUCUUUGCAAACCGUUUUGCUCGUCUUGUAACAAUGGCACCUGCGUCGAGCCGAACGUCUGCCAAUGUUUGGAGGGUUUCGUUCGCACGAAUAAUACCAUUUGCGUGCCGUACUGCGAGAAUAACUGUGAAAACGGAGAUUGCUUGGGACCGAACGAGUGUCGAUGUCACGAUGGAUUCGAGAUGUCUCGGGACAACAACAGCUGCGUGAAAUCUUGUAGACGAGUUUGCAAUGGUUACAGUGUUUGCGUGGGCGACGGUUGUGAGUGUUCUUACGGUUGGUCGGGACCCGAUUGCGACCUGCCUACCGUUUGUAUCCUUUUGAUGGAUCCCAGUGAUAAAAGUCUAGAUGGAUUCACUGUUCACAACGCGACGAAUAAUACUCUAAUGGAUGCUCGACAUUAUGCACCACAGUGUUAUCGGUGUAAUCAUGCAAAUGGUAAUAGAAGUUUAUGCUUCGUCGUUCCAUCUGGCAAUCGUUCGUCCUCGGUUGGUUGUUUCAUCGAAAUGGAGUCACCGUGCUAUCUGGCAUUUCAAAGCAACAACAAGAACUCAGUCUCCACGAUGGCUGACACUUUAGCAGUGGUCACGAUUAUAAUCGUGACAGGUGCAACAAUGGCAACGUACAUUCUGAUUCGUAGACAUCGGAAGAAAAAGAUGGAAGAAGUUAUUGCUCAGAGUACAAUAUUCCGAGGAUCUACCUCUAGCCAAUGCUUAUUACCCGAAGGGACUGCUUCUGUCCACUAACGAUAAGUUGCAAGAUUUGUAAUCGAAUACACAAUUAGAUUUUGUACAACAAUCUCGCCCACCCUGUCGUCGAUACUCGUAUCCUAUAGCAACGUCGAACGAAGCCAAAUGACUUCUUCCAAUACGAUACACAAACCUCCAUUACCCCUUCUACCCUCUUACAGUAUCGUUGCGACUUCCUAAAAAGACCUUCGUACAAAUCGAGAAUAGAGUCCUUGCAGUAAAUUAA